AGCGGCAGAUGACGACGACGACGACGAAAAUUUAAAGAAUGUUAAGAAAGCCACACCAACCUUUACAACAAGUGGUCAAAAGGCUUUCUGAGGUACCUGGUAUACUGGUACAACCGCCAGGUGUCCAGCCUGUACUUCUAGACAUUCACCAGGAGGGUCCAUUGCCACCCCAGUUUAGUCUUGCACAGCAGUAUAGGAAGGUUGUUACAAAGGAUUUUUGCCUUUCCACCAAGCAGGGUGCAUUGCAAUAGGACAAGAAAUUGUACUGGUACAAAACAUACUGAAGUUCAGUGGUGCAGUCUAUGUAAUUUAUAGAACGUUUAGUAACACUGAAUCAUAUUUUUCUUAUCGUUGUCCCUCCUCAUACAUCAGUUGUUACAGAGUUUAUGGUUUACACGAGUGCUUUGGUGUUGGGCAACUUCAGAAUAUUAAGAGAAAAUGUGUAUUGUUCCCAGAAAAAUAAAGUUUCAUUGCAAUCCCCCUUCUUCACCAAGCCUAAUAUGAAACAAUAACAAAAAACAAACAAGUGGAUGGCAGACCCUAACCCAAAUAGGUAUAAGCAAUGUGUCCUCAAUAGAGGGGGCUCAUUGAUUCGUUGUUUUGUAGCUGGUUUGUUGUUUUUGUGUGUUUUCCGUGCGGCUAGAGCAGUGGUCUUGGGGGCACAUCCAUGGUUUGAGCGGGUCGCCAAUUGCUGGUUGCCUCAACAUUCCAUCGGGCUCAAGUGCAUAAAUACCCACCGCCUGUAUCACACAUGAGGACUAAGGUUGAGUUAGUGAAUGGGUUAGGUCGCUGGGUUAGGGUUAGCUCCACUUCUGUGACAGGGCUGCCUCAUCUUGUUUCCACCUUGGGGUUGGGUACAGCCUAACAUAACACAAUAACAAUACAAAUAAAAUAUUUGUAAAUAAAAAAUAUUUGUAAACCAAUAAUAAUUAUAAUAAUAAUAAAUGGCUACAGUUUUUAGGGUGGCCUUUUCCUUAGCACUCAAAAUAUGUAGUGUGCCCUGUUUAAUGAAUCUCUCAAACUAAUUCAUUCAAUUCAAUAACUAUUAGGUUACUAGAUGGCACAGCUGUGGAAAGUGGUGGAAUUUCCAGACCAAAGCACCGCAGUUGUUGCAUCCAACUGGUUGGAAGAGACAGGACAAGAAAGGACACGCUAUUGGCUAUUGGCUAUUGGCCUCCAUAUAAUGGACAGCGGAUGCAAAAAGCUGUAAUGAACCACAUCCCACCAGGACGAGAAUGGUCCAUGCAUAAAGGCGUCAGGGUCUUGGCUAACUGUUUUAACCAUUUUGCUUUGGAUAAAAGCAUCUGCUAAAUAAAUAAAUGUAAACUGUGGUAAGUAAAGUCACUUAAGGAAAACAGCAAAAAAACUAAAAACAGACUUGUUUAGUUUCAUUUACUUAAUUCCCUUUCAGCAUCCUAUGUUAAGGCAAAGCAAUAUCUCCAGAAGUCUUUGCAGCCAGAUUGCCCAACGUCUGACAUUCAGUCCGAAGGAGAGAGUGACAUCAGGCAAGGAAAAAGAAGGCCUAAUCCACGUUACCUGGAGGAUCAGGAGAGUGAGGAGGAAUCUGACAGGGGUCCUGAAAGGCGAGUGGUCCGACCCACAAUAGUCAUGCCAGAUCAAGUCUUGGCACAACCAAGUAUGUCCUGGAAUUGCAUGUCCCAGAGACCACUUGCAGAACCAGCUGAAGCACCACGGGCCAGUGAAUGGCAAUAUGGUCAACCUCAGCCACCUCCCUUCUACCAGGACCUCGCUCUCAGUAAAGUCCUGUGGGCCCUGGGGGAGCUAAAAGAGGAGGUGCAGGCACUCAGGCAGGAGACAGUCCAGAUGAGGGCUGAAAUGAAGAUGUUGGGGACCAAAUCCAAGUCAGGAUCCAAUGACCCUCAAACCAUUUCCAGACCACCAGUCAGCCUGCCCCUCACAACCUUUGCCAUGCUAGAGGAAAUGGAGCAGAUGCUACUAUCGGAGGUGGAGCGGCAAAAAUUGACAACAUAUUAUACUGUAUUGGGUGGUCACACGGCAAAGGAUUUCACAAGGCGUUUGCUAAUGCAGACCUUCACAAACUCCUUUGCCAGUUCUCUCAACUGGGCCGGGAAAGGGAUAAAGACAGGACUAAAAUCCACAAAAGUACAAGACUGCAUGUUCUAUGCUGUACGGAAGUUAUUUCCUGGCCAAACUCAUGCUGAGUUUUAUGACACCGUGAAGCGCUGGCUGCGGUAUGCGCCAGAGCGAGACGGGGGGAAAGGACGAAAACGCGCUGGAGAGACAAAUGAAAUGAACCAUAGGUCUACUUAAAUAAAGUCGCCAUUCUAUUAAAUAUCAAACCAUGUUUUUCUUUUUAUUGUAUAGCCUACUUCAAUGGUAAAUGAGUUUUAAUAUGAGUAUGCCCAGCUGUGCCAAUAUAUCGUAGCCUCGAUAGGCUAGAGCCAGUAGCUGAAACUAAUGUAGGCCUUUCCCAAAGAACAAUAGACCUAAUGUGAAGCUGCUCCUGCUGAGAAACUGCCUGUAAACUAUCAAUGUAGCCUGUACACUCCAUUGAUUAAAAGGUAACCCACAAAACAACCAUAAACCAACCAAAAGGUAUGAUUGAUUUAAUGUUGUUUCUGCGUUUGGAUGCAUCAUAAAAUAACGUUGAAACAAUGUUGUAUCAACCAAGAAUCGAUGCGCGCGUUUGAAUCCAUUUCGACGUCGGAAAACGAUGUUAAAACAACGCCUUUUGCGAUGGAAAAACAACAAUGAU
This is a messenger RNA of Hypomesus transpacificus, 2737 nucleotides long. RefSeq lists its product as uncharacterized. Bases 1609 to 2292 code for a protein of 227 amino acids. The transcript has 7 exons. NCBI's taxonomy places the organism in Eukaryota, Metazoa, Chordata, Actinopteri, Osmeriformes, Osmeridae. The record is from RefSeq and is a predicted model, not a curated record.